CAUUUAUUUACUAAAAAAUAUAGAUCUGUAAAUAAAUACACAUAAUAAAUACAGCAUAAAAAUUAAACAAAUUGCAUUUGAACAAAAUAGAGAUGUAAUUUAACAUCCUAAAAUGGUCUAUUAAAAAUAAUAUUACUUUGAGGGUGCACUGAUAAAUAUUGAGCAUGACACUGGGCAUAUUAGCAUAUUUCCGGAUCAGAACAUGAGCAAUAAUGAGCAGGCAUUUUGAGUUACAGAACAGGAUAUAUACAGUUUUGGGUUGUGGUCACAGAAGGGGCAAACUUACUGUAGGAAGUCAACAGAGAUAUAAAGCCCACCAGUAGGUGUUGCAUUAAAACAGACUAUUCAGCUCUCUGGAAAUCACAUAUCUUUUCCAUCUUUAACCAUCACUAUGUUCUGGAACCUCCUCGUUGCUUCUUUCUUCAUAGGCUCAGCCUGUGCAAUGCACAUGGAAUACCUGAGAGUUGACUCUUCUGAGGAACUCCUUGAUGGGACUUUGGAUUCUACUGAUCAGGAUGAGGACUUGGCGAUGUCUGAGACACAGCUACUCCCUGGUGCCUGUUGGGCUUGUCAGUGGGCCAUGAAGAAAGUGAAAAAACAACUUGGCAAUAAUCCAACUGUGGACAUUAUUAAAGCACAAUUGAAGAAAGUCUGCAAUUCAAUCGGAUUCCUUCGAGGUCUCUGCAAGAAAAUGAUUAACAAGUACUUGGAUACCUUGGUGGAGGAACUUUCUACCACAGAUGAUCCAACAACAAUCUGUGGUAAUAUUGGUAUUUGCAAGUCAUUGAGCAUGCUGGAAUUGUUCCAAGCUUUUCCACAACACCACAAGCAGAUCUGAAGGAGAACUCCACGACAAGAAAUUAAUAAAAGAGGAAAUAAUAAAUGUUUGAAAUAUAACAUGCUUUCAAAUCAUGAUAAAUUCAGUGAUUUUGUGCUAAUAAACAUAUUUGAAAUCAACAA
Molecule: messenger RNA, 960 nt
Organism: Ictalurus furcatus (blue catfish)
Lineage: Eukaryota; Metazoa; Chordata; Actinopteri; Siluriformes; Ictaluridae
Product: antimicrobial peptide NK-lysin-like
Exons: 5
Coding region: 392-838 (148 amino acids)
Biological process (GO): defense response to bacterium; lipid metabolic process
Source: RefSeq, a predicted model, not a curated record